ACGACAGCUUGCUUUGCGCAAGAGGAGCCCAUGGAGGAAGUGAAACUGACGACGUCUCUCUUCCCUGGUGCGUCUUAGCGCCGCUCUGUUGCAAGCUGCCCCUUGGGUUCCAGACUCUGCAGCAGAAGGAGAGGAGAUGGGGGUGACCUACUCCUUAGGUCUGCCCCAUGGGAAGGGGCCACACGCGGUCGGCUGCACGGAUGUGAUGGUGGGACAGAGCCAAAAGGGUCUCUUCUUCCGCUUGUUCUAUCCCUCCGUCUCACAAGAGGGGGCGGAACAGCCCUUCUGGAUUCCCCGCUAUGAGUAUUACUGUGGACUGGCUGACUACAUGAAUAUGAACCGGAAAUGGUGUGCCCCAUUGCUCAGCAUGACCUUUGGAUCCUGUCGAAUCCCUGUGAGCUGGGACACCCCUCUGAAAUCGAGUGGCAACAAGUACCCUUUGAUCAUAUUCUCCCAUGGGCUAGGAGCCUUCCGAACCGUUUACUCUUCUAUCUGUGCUGAAAUGGCUUCCCGGGGGUUUCUGGUGAUGGCGCUUGAACACAGAGAUCAUUCUGCGUCUGCCACUUACUUCUGCAAGCUGCAAUCUGAAACAUCGAACGUCCCUGAGGCUCCGGUGCAAGAAGAAUGGCUCUCCUAUCGAGGGGUGCCAAAAGAUCAGAAGGAGUUUCGCUUCCGAAACCCACAGCUCCAUCACCGAGCGAACGAGUGCAUACGGGGGUUGAAGCUGAUCCGCAGCAUCAGUGGCGGCAAGGCAGCUGCCAACCUCCUGCACACAGACUUUGAUCUGUCUUCGCUGAAGGACAGUGUGGAUUUGUCCAGAGUGGCUGUUAUGGGGCACUCAUUUGGAGGUGCGACAGCAAUCCUCGCCCUGGUGAAAGAGGCACAAUUCAAGUGCGCUGUUGCCCUUGAUGCCUGGAUGUUCCCUUUGGAGAACUCUCUCUACCUGAAAGUGACCAAGCCGGUUCUUUUUGUCAACACUGAGACUUUUCAGACUGUGGAUAGCGUGGCCAAAAUGAAAAAGAUCUGCUCCAUGAAUAACGAGACCAAAAUCAUCACUAUCUUGGGCACCGUCCACCAGAGCCAAACCGACUUCACCUUCCUUGCGGGGAAUCUCAUGAACAGAGUCUUCCAGACAAGAGGCACCCUCAAUCCUUAUGAAGGACUCGACAUCACUAACCAGUCUGCCCUGGCCUUCCUACAGAAACAUCUCCAGCUGAAAGAAGAUUUUGACCAGUGGGAUGGUCUUCUGGAAGGUGUUGGGAAUGCCGUCAUUCCAGAUGGACCGCUGCAGAAGUCCAGCAUGUAGACAUAAAAGACAAAAUGUUUCUGAGCAUCCAGUGUACCCUGGAUUGGGGGGAAGAAAGCAUUCUCUUAUAUACAAAAGCAGUCUGGAUUUAACACCUUAACCAACUUCAUGGUGGAUCCGCUGCUGUGGUGCUUUGGCCAUCCUGUAGCUCACAUAAACAUGCCAUUCAGUCCUCUGGCACUACAGACAGGAAGAUGCUGUAGACAAUAGGGCAGAUCUGUCUGCAUCUCUGUGGCUUUUGAGGAGGAGCAAUAAUAAGGAUUGUUGUUCAAAACACAAUCUGUUGGGGACUCUCUCCUGUUUUAGCUCUCAUUGGAAUGACAAGGCAGGUGAGUGAAA
Messenger RNA from Heteronotia binoei (common prickly gecko), 1645 nucleotides. It is a transcript of the gene PAFAH2, whose product is annotated as platelet activating factor acetylhydrolase 2. Gene Ontology annotation, molecular function: 1-alkyl-2-acetylglycerophosphocholine esterase activity. The transcript is spliced from 10 exons. Lineage: Eukaryota; Metazoa; Chordata; Lepidosauria; Squamata; Gekkonidae. The record is from RefSeq and is a predicted model, not a curated record. Bases 137 to 1306 code for a protein of 389 amino acids.